Chara braunii is the source of this 2383-nucleotide messenger RNA. The record is from the annotation of a GenBank genome assembly. NCBI's taxonomy places the organism in Eukaryota, Viridiplantae, Streptophyta, Charophyceae, Charales, Characeae.
GCGCUGCACAUUGCUGCAGCUUGCUGCUAAGGGACACCAACAAGUUGGACUGGGUGAAGGGCACUGUGAAGCGGGGCCACACCAUCGUCAAAUUCAUCAGGAAUCACCACACGACAAACAAUUUCAUGAUGAGCUUGGACUCAUCCUUGACGCUGUUGCGACCGACCGAGGUCCGUUUCGGGUCGGUGUACCGGAUGCUGGAGCGGAUACACAACCGGAGGGUAGUUUUGAAGGACAUGGUGGACGCGACGAAUGUGGGGAAAUGGAAGGCGAUGUGGUGGUCGAGCGCGAAGCUGCAAGCGAAAGCGGAUCGCGUGUACUUCACACUGCGGAGGGAUGCUUGGUGGACGGAGCUACGGAAGGUGGUGGGGACGAUGGAGCCGUUGUAUCUCCUUUUGCGGAGGAUGGACAAGGACGGGACAGCACCGUCAAACCUUGUGGAGUACGACCGACUCAUGGAGAGGAUGCUGGCGGAGGUUGUGCUGACAUCGGAGCAGCGAAGUUUGGUGCUGGAGAAGGUGAGGGACCGCAUGAAGAUGAUGCGGCAACCGGUGCACGCGUUGGCUUUUCUUCUCGACCCGCGGAGGAGAGAUCCGAAGUGGUUGCUGGAUCGGGACAACGCAUUUGUGCAGAACGCGCUGCGUUAUUUGCAGAGGCAAAUUGGCGGACCUUGGAAGUCCCAGGCGCACAGGGAUAUAAUGAAAGACCUGCGUGAGUUCCACAAGCAACCCACCGCAUUCGACCCCAAUCGGAAGGACAAGAAGAUGUGGGAGCCCAAUGCGGUCGAGGAAGCUGAUAUUAUCUCGCCGUCGGAGUGGUGGGCAACAUAUGGUGGCGAUGUGCCGAGGUUGCAGGCCAUCGCCAUCAAAGUGAUGGGCAUGUGGAGCACAGCAACUCCGACGGAGCGUAAUUGGUCGUCGAUGGACUUGGUGCACUCCAAGCGACGGAAUCGAUUGAAGCCCGCGACCGUGGAGAAGCUUGUGUACAUUCAUUGGAAUAUGAAUCUGUUGCGUGCGAGCAAAAACUUGAAGGACCAUCACUAUGUCGAUUUGUGGGCGGAGUUCUUCGAGUCUCUUCCGGAUGCGGAGGAGGGCGACGAUCCUCUUUUGGCGGUGCCCGAGGAGGAGAAGGGGAAAACGRAGGAGGAACAGGCCCGGGAACGGGCCUUAACCAAGUUGCCAAAGGGCCGGAUUCCRAAGAACCUCGAAGAUGAUGAAGAGGAGCACACGGACGACAGCGACCUGGAGGACGAGAUAUGGAAGGGAAAGGCUCCAUGGUCGGAAUCGUCUAGCGAAGGGGAGGCAGACGACGGGUCCAAUGAUGACUUUGAGCUGGGAGCGCAGCCCACAAUCCCGGGCACCACAUAUGUUGGGAGGAGGCGAUCAACGCGGUGCCACGGAGAACGCCCGCCCACAACACCAUGUCAAGGGACGGCUAAUACAAGUGCGCAGUACGACAUCCAGUCCGAUGUUGAGAUACCGCAGACGGACACCGACAUUGAGAUGGUGCUUCGCCCUGGUCUGAUCGACGCGGAUGAGGCGGAGGCCGAUCGUGCGAAGGCAAUGGCUGAUGCGGAUCGCGAACGGGUGCAAAGGAGAAUGAGAGAGGAGGAGCGGCGAGCAGCUGUACCGAACCGUAGAAAACUGCAAAAACAAAAGAAGAAGGUUGGAGAGCAUGAACCGGAGCCUGCGUGGGAGAUGGGGCAGCASGAGGAGGAGGAAGAGGAGGAGAUGGGGCAGCGAGACGAGGUGGAAGAGGAGGAGAUGGGCCAGCAAGACAAGGAGCAAGAACACGAGAUGGCCCACCUAGCGCAGGAAGAAGAAGAGAUGGAGGAGGAAGAAGAAGAGGCUUGCAUGGAGCAGCGAGAGGAGGAGAUGGAAGAAGACGAAGGGAAGGGCACGGACCAGCAAGAAGAGGGGUCGGAGGACCAACAUGCGAAACGGGUGGGAGAGAGCGAGGAGGAGCAGCAGCAUGACGAGAUGGCGCACAGCGAGGAGGAGCCGCAACAGCAACAGCAUGCACCGACGACCGUGUACAAGCGUCGGAAGAAAACAGCGGAGCCUGCUGGGUCGCCGGAGAAUUCCCCCGAAUUCCCAGACAACUUAGAGGGGAGCCAACACGACAACCUAUGGGUCAGCAGGGUUGGGAGGAAGAGGAAAUCCCCCCCUGUCGAUGAUGUGCCGAGGCCGAAACUUCCACGUGGCAGGCCUCGGAAGAACAAGACUGCCAGCCCGGCUACGAAGCGGAAAAAAAAAAACCGGAAGUGCAAGCCUCGCACAAAGAUUGUCGAGGACGACCCCGAUUCCGACAGCUGCAGCGAGCAGUUCGUCGAAGACGAGGGUUGCACUGAUGACUAAAAUUGGUGUGGGUGUGGGUGUGGGUG